AUGGUCGAUACUGGAAAGGGACGCUCGGUUACGGACUUCAGCGAUGUGCUCUGCAAGGCGAUGUUGUUCCAGUGCCGUUCCGAAUUCCUGCAGACGAGGACCGUCCAUGAGCUCACUAAGCCGAACCGCUUGAGUCCCAUCGAAGAUAUAGAAGUACGGAACGGAAUAACAUGGCACUUCAUUAGCCUUUUCUUCCAAGACGGCCGUGUCGACGUCCAUGUAUGCCCGAUGACUGAUACCGGAUGGAAGACGUAUGUCGACCAGAGGGCGAGCGAAGCACUUGUCGUUAAAUCCGAGAAAACUCCAACUAGAAGAUGGAACCGCCAUGCACUUGUGUAUCUGUAUGAGGCCACUGCCCAAGUAAGACGCUGCGAUAUCGGUGCGGAUGAAUAG
This is a messenger RNA of Haemonchus placei, 393 nucleotides long. Lineage: Eukaryota; Metazoa; Nematoda; Chromadorea; Rhabditida; Trichostrongylidae. The record is from the annotation of a GenBank genome assembly.